Messenger RNA from Drosophila teissieri, 1001 nucleotides. Its product is annotated as CD63 antigen. Gene Ontology annotation, cellular component: membrane. NCBI's taxonomy places the organism in Eukaryota, Metazoa, Arthropoda, Insecta, Diptera, Drosophilidae. The transcript is spliced from 4 exons. The record is from RefSeq and is a predicted model, not a curated record. Bases 84 to 830 code for a protein of 248 amino acids.
GAGCCUCUCAGUUGUUGUCCAACUGCCGUCAGGUUAAACUAAAAUUGUCCACUUUCAGUGCCCGCAUAAACUAAAACUACAAGAUGUCGCUUCUAACGGGCAGCGCCAAUGCCGUGAAGUACACGCUUUUCGGAUUUAACUUGAUCUUUUUGAUCACGGGCAUUAUCCUGAUUGCCGUUGGAGCCGGAGUGGGCGCCGUCUACACGGGCUACAAGCUCUUUCUGGCCGGAAAGUUCUUCUCGAUACCCACGUUCCUGAUCGUGAUCGGCUCGUUCAUCAUCGUGAUCUCCUUCUUCGGCUGCUGGGGUGCCCUCAAGGAGAACUACUGCCUGGUGCUCAGCUUCUCGGUGAUGCUGGCCAUUAUCUUCAUCCUGGAGCUGGCCGCUGGCAUCAGUGGCUAUGUGCUGCGCAACGACGCCAGCGAUUUGAUCAAAAACUCGCUGACCUACUCGCUGCACGAGUAUAACAGUGACAACCAGAAUGCGACCACCAAACUCUGGGACGACAUCCAGGAUGAGUUCGAGUGCUGCGGCGUAACCAACUACAAGGACUGGAGCGUGGCCUUCCCCACUGGCGAACUGCCCCUCUCCUGCUGCGACAUUCCGGUUGGCACAGUGGGCACAUUCAACUGCACUGCGUCCAUGGACAGCGUUGACACCCGACACAAGGUCGGCUGCCUCGACGGAUUCUCCGCCUACAUUUCCGCCCAUGCGGUCAGCUUGGGGGCGGCGGGCGUGGUCAUUGCCAUCCUCCAGUUCUUUGGAGUAAUCUUCGCCUGCUACAUUGCACGCGAGAUCAAAAUCCGUAAUGGCAUCACUGGCUUCAUGUAGGUCCGGAAGCACUCGACUCUGGAGGAUCACGAGCUAGAUGAGGAUAGUGCCGAUAUUUACUUUAAGACACUGCUGAUAUCGAUGUUGUUCCUAGACAUAUACUGACUUUUACCCUUGCUUGUAUAAAUAAAUAAAUACAUAUAUUUCUAAACAAAAACGGUAACAAAUGUA